ACGGAAGCGUUGCCGUCUCGGAUUCAGACGUGUUGAAGUGAAACAGGAGUUCGUGAGGAAGCAGGAGACCUAAAACUAAAACCCUCCGAUCAGAAAUGAAGUGACACUUCGAGCAGAGAGGUUUUCUUCCGCAGUGGAUCACCAUGGGGACUGUUGUUGCCAUUAUCCUUGUUUUUGUUGGAUGCUGUAGCAACGUGGUGUCUCUGGAGCUGCUUGUAAGAGAGUUCCCAGGAUGUGGCAACAUAGUGACCUUCGCUCAGUUUCUCUUCAUCGCAUUAGAAGGUUUCAUCUUUGAAACUAACUUUGGGAGGAAGAAACCAGCGAUCCCUAUAAGGAACUAUGUGAUCAUGGUCACCAUGUUCUUCACAGUCAGCGUGAUCAACAACUACGCUCUCAACUUCAACAUCGCCAUGCCAUUACACAUGAUCUUCAGAUCAGGAUCUUUAAUCGCCAACAUGAUCCUGGGAAUAAUCAUCCUGAAGAAAAGGUAUUCAGCAAGUAAAUAUCUGUCUAUAGCUUUAGUUUCAGCUGGCAUCUUCAUCUGCACCAUCAUGUCUGCCCGACAAGUGAAUGUGGCCAAUGAGGGAUCCGAGGAACAAGGAUUUUAUGCCUUCAUGCACUGGCUUAUAGGUAUCGGCAUGUUGACCUUUGCUCUGCUGAUGUCUGCGAGGAUGGGCAUUUUCCAGGAAACGCUGUACAAGCAGUAUGGAAAACACUCCAAAGAGGCCCUCUUCUAUAAUCACUGCCUACCUCUGCCGGGCUUCCUGCUCCUCUCCACAAACAUCUACAGCCACUGCGUCUACUUCAGUCAAAGCACUCCUGUAGUAAUUCCUGAGGUUGGACUGACUGUGCCAAUAAUGUGGAUCUACCUGCUGGUCAACGUCAUCACACAAUAUGUGUGCAUCCGCGGCGUGUUCAUUCUGACCACAGAGUGCGCCUCGCUGACCGUCACUCUGGUGGUGACCCUGAGAAAGUUCAUCAGCCUCAUCUUCUCCAUCCUUUACUUCCAAAACCCCUUCACCACCUGGCACUGGGUGGGCACGGCCGUCGUCUUCCUGGGCACUCUGCUGUACACGGAGGUGUGGAGCAGCGUGCGGGCGGCUCUGCGUGGACCCGCCGCCAAGGAGAAGAAGGCGGAGUGAAGAGGAAGAAGAAGAGACUGAUGGUUGAAUAGAAAAACAGCCACUGUGUUGGACUUGGAGAUGUUUUUUGGUCGACUGUGCUGUAGAGGUUUUAUACUCUUAUGUAAUUGUGUUUUCAUACUUGUCGUAGUAAACUCCUCUCUCUCACACACACACACACACACACACACACAGACAAGUUUAAAAGAUGAAGCUGCUGAUAUUCUACAUUUUCAUUAUUGUCAAUAAAUGCCAGGAACAGAACGAAGAGAUCAACUAUGUGUUAGUAUCUAAAACUCAAAUAUCAUAUUUUUUUAAAAGGUUAAACAUUUUCCUAAAACAGCUAAAGUGUAGUUUUUAGGAAUUGUACCAUAAACAGGAGCAAAUAGUGCGCUUGUACUUGGACUAAUCUACAUCUACAGCAGCAGCAGGACGUGUAGGAUCGACUCAAACUAAACCGCAGGGCCCCUGUUCAUCACAGGAAGGGAACAUGUGGACCAUUGAUGUGUUUUUAAUUGUUUUUGGCACAUGAGGAAUGAGAUAUAUUAGGAUUUAGCUGUUUGUUAGUGAAUCAGUUCAUGGAUUUGUUGAGAAUAAAGAUAUAGAUAAGUACCUCAUUAGCAUUCUCAGAUGCAAAAAUCACGGUGCAGCUGUCUUUUGUGUAAUGUUUGAAUAUUUAUUUUCUAAAGAGCUAAUUUACUUAAUAUUAACUCUGAUGAUGUAGUAGCUGUCAUUUGUUUUCUCAUAGAUUGUCUCAGGUGUAUUGGAGCAGUGUUUGUCAACAGGAAACAUUACAUUGUACAGUACAAUAAUUCUUUACACUCCCUGCCCAUUUAAAAUUAAACACAACCUGGCUACAAA
Morone saxatilis (striped sea-bass) is the source of this 1982-nucleotide messenger RNA. RefSeq names its product solute carrier family 35 member B4 (gene slc35b4). Gene Ontology annotation, biological process: transmembrane transport. The coding region runs from base 144 to 1142 and encodes 332 amino acids. Gene Ontology annotation, cellular component: endoplasmic reticulum membrane; Golgi membrane. NCBI's taxonomy places the organism in Eukaryota, Metazoa, Chordata, Actinopteri, Moronidae. The transcript is spliced from 10 exons. Gene Ontology annotation, molecular function: UDP-N-acetylglucosamine transmembrane transporter activity; UDP-xylose transmembrane transporter activity. The record is from RefSeq and is a predicted model, not a curated record.